UUUAUUUUUUUUUUUUUUGCCUUAAAGUAGAUUAAUUUUAUUUACAAUAAAUAUUAGCCUGAAAAUAUUAUUUUAUUUAGUUUGUAUUUACUAUACAGAAUACUAUUUUUUUUAUAAGUAUGAGACCGAAUAUACAUAUGUAUUUUGGUUUUUAUUAAUUUUGGCAGUUUUUUUUUAUUUGCUUUAAAGGAGAUAAAUUUUUUUGGAAUAAAUAUUAGACUGAAAAUAUUUUGUUUAGAUAUUUUUGAAUAUUUUUUUGAUUUACUAUUAAAAUAUUGGCAUCUAAAUUAUAUAGUAUUUAUCUUUUAUAUAGUAUUUACAGCACAACUAUAUUAGGUUAUGUUGAAUUAUACUGAAAAUUGCGUUGAAUUAAAAAAAUAAAAAAAGAAUUUUUUUGGUCUGAUAAAAAAUAAUUUUUUUAAAAGCGUAAAAUUUUAAGUAUGUCAAUAUUUUUGAAAGUCACAGAUUUUAAGUAGUUCAUCAUUUAAGAAAAUAACAAACAAUCUCAAAACAUUUCUCUUAUUACAAUUAGUUUACACUAUAUCCAUAUAUAAAAUAGGUACAGUUAGCAAUAGUUUAACUAUCUAUCUUGCCAGCAACAGAGUGACAUUUUCUCUUAUCUUCUCCGAAAAUAUUGUGUUUAUGUAAAUAGUUUUAAUUUUAAAUUUAUAAAAAUUCUUUUAGAAGUAUUUUAAAACAUAACUAGUUUGUUAACAGUUUUUUCAAAGGGUUUAUAUGUAUAAUAAUUGUUAAUUUUUUGUAAAAAAAAAAAAUUUAAUUUUUUAUUCCAUAUAAAAUAAAUUAAAAAAAUACUUUUCGUAAUAUUACUCCUCUGCCUUUACCACCCCAAACUCCAUUUGCUUGUGUGUGUGUGCGCGCGAAACCCACCCUAACGCCAUUUGGCGCAACUUAACGGUUUGUUUAUGAUAGACACCUGAAUUUCCCUUUAUCCUUUUAAUGUCAAUUUCUGUUUUGUUAACUAAAUUCGCUCUAGGUAACUGCCAGCGUUCAAGCGCAAAAUGUACACAAACACUAGCACACUCACACCACACACAUAUAGUAUAUAAUCUAUAUAUUUGUAUGUGCAUAUGUAUGUAUGUGUGUGUGUAUGCCUGCUAGUGGCACAAUAAAAUAGGAAGUAACAUGAUUUCCUUUAUAGAAGUUUUCUCUAUCUCUUGGCGCACUUCCGUUCGCUCCGUUUAUUGCCGCCGCUGUGGUACACACUUGAGUCGGCUGUUGCAAGUACUUGUGUGUUGUCUACAACAUUUAUUGGUUUUUAUUACAUAUUUUAAUGGCGUCUGCGCCGCAAGUACCUACAUAAUUUAUGGCUGCCCUUUUUUUUCAAAUUCCGCUUUGCGCGUUUCACUCCCUUUCGUCUACUUCACAUACAUACAUACAUAGAGGAAGAAGUAAUAGCAGAGACACACGCGCUAGUUUUCCAUUACCUCGUGUUUAUUUAUUCUUGUUUUGCUGCUUUUUUUCAUGCUGCCACUGCAUUUUAUAGCUUGUUAUUGUUUAUUUUUGUUGUUGCCACCACUCGCUCGUAUAAAUAUAUAUGUAUAUGCAGUUGUGUGUGUGCGUGUUGUAAAACUAUGGAAAAUUUACAAUUCUCUGUUUUGUUCUGUGCUUCGCAUCUGUUGCCUUCUCCUUCACGCGACUGUAGCAAAUGUAAUAUGCACACACGCACACACAGCCACACUCAUGUAAGCGCUUACACAAAAACUCGAGGCCCCUUUACAAUGUUUUCUGCUUUCAGCCUCGUUUUCAUUUUAGUACUCGCCGCGCCCCGUUGACUUGUGUGGCAGCCGUCAAUGACGACGACAACGACUACUGCAACAACAACCACAGCGGCGAAUGUAAACUGCAGCCAAUGCAACAAUAACAAUCACGAGAAAGAAGAUACACACGUCGCAUGUGUGGCAGUGGCAACAACUGCAACAAUGCGUUACAUGGCAGCCAACAAUUACAACACACUGCCACCAGCUGUUGUUGUUGUAGCCAAUGCAAUGCAUAAUCUUGUCACAAGCAAAACAAAUUGUCGUCGCUUGCACCACAGCCCGCGCUGUCACUUGAUUCGUCGUCGUCGUCGUCGCUGACGUCGCGUACGACUUUUCAGCCAACUCUUGGGCCUCCCCUGGCUGCUUUUGUGUAUAUAUUUUUUGUUUUUGUUUUGUAACAACUUUCUGCUCUUAUCUGCAUUUCUUUGUAUAUACUGCAUAUCUCAGUGUCUGCCUGUUUAUCUGUCGCAUCGCCUCGCUAUGCGUUGCUUUGUUAAGCUUUUACUGCUAUUCAAUGUCGUAUUUUUGUUGUUGUUAGUGUUUUUCUUGCCUUAUGUUGUUUGCCACCGCUGCUGCUUUUGUUACUUUUGUUUUUAUUACUAUUUUUAUUGUUGUUGUCAUUGUUGUGUUUUUUGUUAUUAUUGCUGUUUUUUUAUUACUGUUCUUGUUGUUGUUGCCUCAGCCUAGUUUCGGUUUCAGUUGAUUUAAUUUCGGUUUCUGUUUCUCUAUAUCAAAAGUGCUUUGGCUACUUUUUGUUUUGACGGCGAACGAAUUUUUUAUUUUUUUUUUGUAAUUUUUUUUAUUUUGAAAUUCUACUUUUCCGCUUAUUCGCUUGUCGCGCCCAUACGUCUUCUGUUUGUCUGUGCAUAUCUACUAUGCUGUUUGCUGGUGGCUUCAUUCUUCGUAUGUUGUAAUUUAUUGCUGUUGCUUCAGUUCACAUACAGUGGUGUCCAUAGAAAUGGAGUCGGCAAUUUUUUUUAGUUUAAAAUUUCUUUUUCCAAACCGAUAUUUUGAAUUUUGAGACUUGAAAGUAUAUUUUUUGGAUCCGUAUUAUAUAUACAUGUUUAAUAUCAUCUCCUCUUUACACACCUUAUUUAAUAUUCUAUUACAAUUAUUAUCACAUUUUCCACGCCCUGCUGAUUGGCGCUUCUGCUUUUGGGGUGCCAGCGCGCAAGUAGCGGUACGCUCAACAAGGUUUCGUUUUACAGAAUAAAAAAAAAUUCACGGCAAAAAUAGUCAAAUCAUCCUUCAGUCUAUACUUUACAUACACAUUUACAUAAAUACAUAUUUACAUAUAGAUACACGCGUAUGUACCUGCCUGUAACGCCACAUUGUCGUCCGUUCUUGCUCAGUUAAAUUCAUUUAAGUGGCGACGUCACUCACUGCUCCACGACUCGCGUUCGCUUGGCCUCUUUUCGUCGAACGCUCGGGGUGUCGUUUUACAGUUUUCACUUCCUGAUUGCUAGUCUCAGCACUAUUUCGCCUCAAUGUAAACUGCUGCGCAUAGUUAUAUAUGUAGAUAGGUAGAAGGUACUAGUAUUUCACUGGCAGACAGCAAACAUAUUUACAAGCACAGACACACACCUACUUGUGGGCCUAGAAGAUUCCCCUUUCUUGUUGAGGCUUGAUUGGCCUCAAUGUCUCAAUGCUCUCUUUACAUGCAUACACACACAUGCAUAAAUAUGUAAACACUCUUGUUUUGCAUACAAAAGUGUCUGACUGCAAGCAUAUGCUAAUGUAUGUGUGUGUUUUCGCUUGUACUUUUGCAUGGCAUUGCAGAUGUCUGAUUGCCGCCAGUUUAUUGUUUAGUUCCCACAGCGUCGAAAUGCACAAGUGGCUUCGGAGUGUGUGUGUGGCUGUGUCUGUGUGUUUUUGUUUUUCUGCUCUUUGUUUUUGUUGUUGUUAUUUUUAUGUUUUGUUUUGCUUGCAUUUUUAUUACAUCGCUCUUGGUUGUUGGAGCGCGCUUUGUACAGUCUUGUUUUGAUUGCGCUCAUUGGUGGCACUUAAAAAGCGGCAACAGUUCAUGCAAUGACAACAACCAUGCACAUACAAACACACAGUGCGUACGAAAAUUAAUCAUGCUCCAUUUUCGUGCCACAAACGUAAUGCAGGCAUUACAUAAAUAUAUUUGUGUGUGCGUGUGCUCUUUUUUUUUUGUAUAUGCGUUGCUUUUCCGUUUCCGUAAACAGCUUUGAGGCUAUUUGACUGCUGUAACGUCAUGCUAUCUUCCUCUGUUAUUUGCUUUGUUUUUAUGUGUGUGUUUUCUUGGCUAAAUUGUUGUUAUUGUUGUUGCGGGUUGCAAUUUUCGAGAAGGUUAAUUGAAAGCAACAGCAAAAAAAAGGAAAACAAAAAAUCGAAAGCAAAAAUGUGUGUUCAAAACGAAAAGAAAAACAGAUAUUCGCAGGCGCACAAUUUGAAAGGCAGCGCACCUUCGCACACGCACACUAACACACACACACAUAUAUACAAAUACAUAUCUACUCACCAACAAGCAAGCGCUCCAACAGAUAGCUCACCAAACAGUUUUGCCUGCAAUACCACCCAACCCGCCUGCCUAGCCACACACACACACACACAUAAAUACCCUACACACAUACAUAGGGCAAUACUUGUAAUUAUGUUUGAUAAUACGUAUGUAAUCGCAUAAAAUCGACAUUCCACGCUCAACAACUUCAAAACAAGUGUAGCUAGUAAAUUGUAGCUGCCAUUGAGCGUUUUGGUGGUGGCGCAAUCCAAUCGUGCGACCUAGUAUGCUCUCGGGCGCGCGCAUACUCUCUCUGACUACCUUUAGUGGAGCGCUUAGCUGCUCAGCGCUCACACAAAAUAAUGUCGAAAUUCAUUGAGAAACAACCGUAAAGCAGUCGUUUUUUCAGCCGAUAUGCGCGACCUCUCAACAACAACCUCUUCUAGCGCUCCAAAUAAAAUAAAAAUGUAAUAAAUAAAUAAUAAAAAUAGCAAGUUAUUUUCCUAAACUACAAGUAUUUACGUAUAAAUUUUAUACGAAAAACUAUUUAUGCUGCAUUUAAGCUCACUCUGCUCGCAGCUUUUGUGAGAGAACAAGAUUUCAAGAUUGAUUUUUUUUUUGUUUGAUUUUGCUACGAGUUGUUCGUACGUCAUGACUUGCUCGCUCAAUAGUUGCUCGCCUUGUACACCUAUUACAAAUUCCUCGCCUAUGGCUGUUUUUUGUUGUCGUCGUAACAUCGUCGUCAACAGCUAUUUUGUUGACUCUUCGCCUAUGUAUGCGCCCUCGGUGCGCAUGUAUAUGUGUGGGGCGCCACAAGAUUGAGCGCAGCCGAAGUGUACAUAUACAUACAUACGUGAUAAUGUGGAGCGCUUUUUCAGUGAGCGCCACUCGCGUAUGCUUCAUAUACAUAAGCGUAUGUAUGUUUGUAUAAGUUUUCGUUCGUAAGCGCUUAGCUUUUUGUUUAAUAGCACCAACACAGCAGAGAGAUUUGCUUUAGGAAUUGCCCCAUUCUGCCAAUCUCGCACAGCUUCUGCAGGUCGCGCCAGCGAAACGCGCUCGUUUACUCGGUUACGAAUGUUAUAAUUUUUUCAUUCUUGAUUAGUUUCUGUGGCGCUUUUGUCGAGACGGACGUCUUUCUGAAUUAACAGAAAGCUGCACGGCCAAAUAUUAACAGAACAGUGCUGAAAAAAAAUAUACAUAUAUAAUUGAAGAGAGCAAAAAAUUAUAAGAAAUUGUGUAUAAUAUAUCUAGUUAAACUUACUGUAUAUGUAAAUUAUUGUAAAAAGAAUUGCUGAAAGGUGCUAAAAAAUGUUACAGUAAAAAAUUGUAGUGAGAUUAAAAAAAAUAUGUAGUUCAAUUAAAAGAAAUAUAAACGUCUAUAAUUAAUUUAAAAUUGUAGUAGCAGCACAUGAAAAAGCAUUAAUUCAAUGUGAAAAAAAUUGUGCUAACAGUGGUUUUCGAAACAGAUAUCUAAGUGUGUGUGUGUGUGUUCAAUUUAUUUUUGUAUUUUUUUUUUGUGUGUUCUUCGGACUUAUUCAAUUUUUGCGGACCGCGUCUAAGACAAAAGCAAUAAUCACAAACAGCAAAAAGCAGUUGAACAAAUAAAAAACAACAUCAGCAACAUAUAUAAAUACAAACGAGUUUAUGCAUAAAAUAAAUGGAAAAGCUGCACCAACAGCUGUUUCAGAUAAACGGUCAACAGCAGCAACAGAUCCUGUCGCCGUGCAGCACGAUGCCAGCGAUGCCAAAAGAAAAGGCCACCGCAGUAUCGUUAAGUGAGAGCAAUUUCACCGAAUUGAAAUUUAAAGAGUUAUCCCUAAAUACAAGCAACAGCGCCGUCGUCGCCGCCACAAUGGCCACCACAGCAACAAGUCGCAUGCAUCAGCAUAGCACACAGACGCCCACACAUCAUCUACCCGCAGCAACAGUACAGACAACAACAACAAUUGCAACAGCGCCGACAGCCACAACAACACAACAGCCAGCAAUGACACAUUGGACGCAACGCCAAAACCAACAACAACAAAUGACACAGUCACAGUCGCGCAACAGCCUAUGCGGCUGCGGCAACAUCUCGGCAAUCAUACCCGAGACAGUGGGCAGCUUAAAUCAUGGCAGCAGUAAAUAUCUAACAAAUGGACAUUCAUCACCUUUGGCCGCCGCUGUGGCCGCUGCACAGCAAAACGGCGCUACAACGCCGGAACAUACGCCGACAUGUUGUCGUUAUCAACAACAGCAGCAACAACAACAACAACACCAACAGCUACAACAGAAUGGCUACGAUAGCGUCGAACACCAGCAACAACAGCAAUUGCCACGCACAUACAACAACAAUGCGCUAGCAGGUGGUGGUGGUAGUACCAAUGCACCACCCACCACCGCCAUCAAUAUCUCCGCCUCGGCCUCCUCAACACUCUCAGUAGCAUCUGCUGCCAACAUCGGCUCCGCCGGUGCAUCCACAUCGCCCACGAAUGUCGCCGUAACGCCGCCAAAGAAAUCGCCAAAUGACUACAUUUUCGGCAAAUACAUUGGCGAGGGCAGCUUUAGCAAUGUUUACCUCGCCGUGGAUGUGAAUACGAAGCGUGAAUAUGCAAUUAAAGUCUGCGAGAAACGUCACAUCAUACGCGAGGACAAACAAGAGUAUGUGCGUCGCGAACGCGAAGCGCUACACAUGAUGACCAAUGUGCCGGGUUUUGUGAAUUUGUCGUGCACGUUCCAGGAUCGUCGUUCGCUGUACUUUGUGAUGACCUAUGCCAAAAACGGCGACCUGCUGCCGUACAUCAACAAGGUGGGCUCCUUCGAUGUAGACUGCACACGCCACUAUGUCGCCGAAUUAGUAUUAGCUUGCGAGCAAAUGCACUAUCACAAUGUGGUGCAUCGUGACCUGAAGCCAGAGAAUAUACUCUUGGAUGAGGAUAUGCAUACGAUGAUCGCCGAUUUUGGUUCGGCGAAAAUCUUCAAGCCCGAAGAAUGUAUUAACCCCGUCAAACCAGCUCCAUUUUCGUUGUGUCGCCGCAGCGGACGUAAUUCACAAAAUCGCAGCGAUGACGACGACGAUGAAGAUGACGAUACUGAGGAUACCAAUGAUACGGGUAGCGAUGAUGAUAAUACGCAAGGUGGACGCGGUGGCAUGUAUUAUUAUCGCCGGCGUAAAGGUAGUUUUGUUGGUACAGCGCAAUACGUGUCGCCGGAAGUGCUGCGCAAUGGUUUCGUUUCACCUGCUGCUGAUCUCUGGGCACUCGGUUGUAUAGUGUAUCAAAUGAUUUCCGGUUUGCCGCCGUUCCGUGGCAGCAAUGAUUAUGUCAUAUUUAGAGAAAUCCUCUCCGGCGAUCUAGACUUUCCGCAAGGCUUCGAUAAAGAUGCCGAAGAUCUAGUCAGACAACUAUUGAAGAUACGACCCGAGGAACGUUUGGGCUCGCAAGAUACCAAAGGUUGUUAUCUAAGCAUACGUGCGCAUCCAUUCUUUAAUGGCAUCGAUUUUGCGACAAUACGUCAACAAACACCACCACCAAUCUACCCGUACUUGCCGGGCGUAUCGAAGGACGACGGCUUUAGCUCGCAUUAUUUUAUGCCAGAGAAUCUAGAACCCGGCUUGGAUGACAAGCAGCUGACACGUUUGCUCGGCAUGGAAUUGGGCACAUAUAUUGAGAAAAAGACUGUAGUAAAAAAUAUUUACGACCUUUCGGAGAGCGAAAAGCAAAAGCGUUUGGAGCAACAAAAGUCUGAUAAAUGGCACGUUUUUGCCGAUAACGAAGUCAUACUUAAGAAAGGUUACAUCAACAAACGCAAAGGUCUGUUCGCGCGCAAACGCAUGUUGCUGCUAACAACGGGUCCACGGCUCAUCUACAUCGAUCCCGUGCAGAUGGUGAAGAAAGGCGAAAUACCAUGGAGCGCCGAAUUGCGCGUCGAGCCGAAAAACUUCAAAAUAUUCUUUGUGCAUACGCCCAACCGAACGUACUAUUUGGACGAUCCUGAUGGUUACUCGCUCGAAUGGGUCGACUCCAUCGAACGCAUGCACAAACUAACCUACCCCGACAGCGAUAACGGUGCGACGACGACAACGGCGACGGGCACCUCGCCAAAAUCGUCGCAUCGAACAAAUUCACCAACGUUCUUCAACAGCGGCGGCGGCGGCGGCGGCAGUCACUCCAGCGGCAGCAGCAGCAGCGGCAACAUGUUGACCGCGGCCAUCGCCGCUGCCACAGGCCGAACGACGAAAACGGCGUCGAAUUGAAUGAAGCGACCACCACGUCGUCGUCAAUCAGAUAUUAUAUAUCUACUAAAGAAUGCAACAAAAAUUCUACAAAAACACGCAAAAGCACACAGCAUACAAAUGCGUGCCGAAUUGCAACUAAAAACCUAGGUGUUCCAAGGCAGAAUAGAUGUGCAGCUGUCGCUCCACAGAGCAGCUAAUAAAGCAACAACAAAUACUAAAACUGAUGUGGAGCAACAACAACAGCGCGCAGCAAAACAUUUAAAAUAUUAUUAAAAACACACAAUAUAUAUAUACACAUACAUACAUAUAAAAAUGUUUAGAACAAAUUUAGUUCAAAUCAGCAAAUACAUAAAAUAAUUAUUAAUUACACAUAAUAAUUAAUAAAUAAUUAAUAAUUAAACUAAUAUAUAUAUAUAUAUUAUAUAUAGAAGUGAAGUGUAGCUAAUAGCAAAAACAAAAACAAAAAAUUAAAUUAAUUUAAUAUAAUAUAAUUAACAAUUAAUUGCAGCCUAGUAAUAUAAAAGCACUAAAGUAACUGUAAAUUAGCGUAACAAAGGAGUGGAGUGAUGUGCGGUAAUAGCAAAAAUUUAGCAAACAAUAUUUAGCGUUUAAGUGAAAUGGUCCGAAAAUGUUUUAGUAAAUGUGUGAGAACAGCAGCAACAACAACAACAACAACUACUACAACAAUAGUUGAUAUUAAAUGCGUAAACGAAUUUGACACUUGGCAAACAAAAGGCGAGGCGCGAGAAAUUGUAUGACCAUGUGUAGGUGUGGCAGAAUGUAUAAAUGUGUGGUGGCGUGUUGGAAAUGCUAAAAAUUGUACAAGAAGAAGAAGCAGCAAAGUAAAUAUUACAAUAUUUAUGCAUAUGCUAACUUUACAGCAACUAGAACACAUGCUAAUUAUACGAUUAAAAUAUAAAUGCAUGCCAGCUAGACACACACACAUAUAUAUAAACAUACAUACAUACACACACACACAUGCAUAUAGGCAUACAAGCAGUUGCAAGCAGGUAUACCAUAGUGUGUAGUGGCAAAAGUGUUGGAACAACACAUGCAAAAAAGUAUAUAUAUAUAUAUACAUAUGUAUGUAUAUAAGCCUAUAUACAUAUAAACGUGUAACAGUAUAAUUUAAAUUAAUGUAAUUCUAAUUGUAAACCAAUGUGAAUAUUUUGUAGUUAGUCACAAUUAAAUGAAUUAUACACGGAGCAGAGCAGAACAGAAAGCAGCGUGCAUAUGUAUACAUACAUGCAUACAUAUGUGCGUGACAUAGCAAAAAUGAGAGAAAAAACCUAACUAUGUAAAAAUUGCAUACAUAUGUAUGACACUAUGUAUGUACAUAUAAAGCUAGCGACAAGUUACAUACUAAAAUACUAUUAAAUGCGUACAUAUACAUACAUACAUACAUACACACAUAUACUGUAUGUAAUAGUAAGAAUAAAUAAUAACUAAAAUUAUGCUAUAUAUAUAUUAUAUAUGCUAUACAUAUGCAUAUGUAUACAUAAGUGAGAGCAGAAAUUUGUUGCAUACUUACAGGCGUGUAAAAGAAUUUGACAACAUAUAUACACAAUGUAAUUAUUUAUAUGCCUACGUACAUAUGUACAUGCACAGCAAACAGUUACAAGUUAGCUAAUGAGUUUUUUAUGCUAAUUGUGCAACAACUAUGUUUACAACAAAUUAAUAUUGUACAUGCAACAAUAACAAGAAAAACAAAUGUAUUAACACACACAAACAAGCAUAGCAUGAUGUAGCACAAGCAACGGCUUUAGUGUGAAAGAAACUCGUGCAUUUUGCAGCAACAAUAACAACACUGUGUACGCAUACAUGCAUUGCAUUGUAAAAAAUUGUAAAUUAACAUAGUUUUUUAAGCCUGGCAGACCACAAUGUAACGUACAGUAUGCUGCGCAUGCGCAAGUCUGACGUUUGUGUUGCACUGUAAAUUUGCCAAUAUGCAAAAAUGUAGCAUAAAAAGUACAUAAUUACAUACACACACACACACAAUUAACAUCAAACACAAACAAAUUGUAACAACAACUGCGUGUACGCGCAUGCGUAAGCGCGUGUAGGCUUAGAGCGUCUGACGCCUAAAGCUGCUGGGGCAGCACUGGUGCGUCACAGCGCAUAAUAACAUUAGCUAAAUUACAAAAAUAAUUAGCUAAGUAAAAGUAAAACUAAAAAUAAAACGUAAAUGAAAAAAGUUAAAUUAAAACUAUUUUUAUGCGAUUAGCGGGAAUUUUAAGCGUUGCAAAUGUAGUGUGUUCAUAGCUGUAAGCUGUAAACUGUAAAAAAUGUAAAUUGUUUUCAUGCAAAAUGCGCGUAGAGUGCGCACCAGCCGCACCGACAUAUACGCAUGCGCAUGCGCGUACAUGCAGUUUAGCGUUACGCCGCCGCCGCCGUGUUCAAAUUUAAGUUUUGUGCAGAUAAAAUAUGUUUUUGUUGUAUGAAAAAAUUUAAUUUUUUUUUUUAUUAAUUUUGUUUUCGUUUUUUCUUCACAAUUGCGUUGUUUUUUCAUUAGCUAUUAUUCUAACACAGUACUUUUGCCCUAAUAACGCAACGCAUAAGACUUGAAACUAAAUGUAGACAAAAAAAAGCAAAAUGCAAAAACCAACAAAUAACUAAUUUAACAAAACAAAAACAAGUUUAUGCACGUUUUUGCACAGAAAAAAGCAACAAAAAUUGAAAUGCAAACAAGCGGUAACAACAAUAGCAGCAGCAACAACAAUAAGCAUGCAACAACUAAACUAACUGUAAAGAGGAAUUUUGAAUGUUAAAGGCGUAAAGUGAAAGCGCAAGCUUGUUGCAUGCAACAUAAUAGAAAUUCUUAAACUCGGUUUUUUACCUCAAAUUUGCAGCGAACAAAAAUAAAAAUACAAUAAUAAAACAGAGACAGUAUGUAGACUUGGUUAGCACUUUUCUAUACAAUUAAAAUGUUUUUUUAAAUUUAAAUAAUAAUUUUUUUUUAAUUUAAAUAAUUUUUUUUUUAAUUUAAAUAAUUUUUUUUUAAUUUAAAUAUUUUUUUGUUAAUUUAAAUAAUUCUUUUUUUAAUUUAAAUAAUUUUUUUUUUUAAUUUAAAUAAUUUUUUUUUAAAUUUAAAUAAUUCUUUUUUUAAUUUAAAUAAUUUUUCUUCAAUUUAAAUUAAUUUCGGUUUUCAUUAAAAUAUAUUUUUCUUUAAUAAAAAUUAAUUUAUUUUGAAUUAAAAUUAAUUUAUUUAUAAUUAAAAUUAUUUUUUUUUGCUAAAAUAUUUUUUUGGUUUUAAAAUAAUUUUUUUUUUUGAAAUUGUUUUCCAUAAAAUUAAAAACAUUUAAAUAAUUUAAACGCAAAAAAAAACACUAGCAAAAUUAAUUAAAAAAAUUUAAUUAAAAUAAAUUAAAAUACAAUGUGUACGAACGCUGAAAGCAUAAAAAAUAUUUUGGAAAAACUAUUUUUUCAAGUAAAAAAAAUAAAUAAUAAAAUACUAAAUUAGCUAUAAAGUAGUCUAUACAAAUGCAUUUCUUUGCUAUUUCUCUUGUUUUUGCAUUAUAUUUUUUUUUGUUAUCACUUUUUGUUAAUUUUUUUCUUUUCGAAUAGCUAAAUAUUGUAUACUCACUUUGGUUGCCGCUUUCUAAAAGCUACAGUGCUUAGCAUUAAAAAAAAUGUAUUUGCGUUGUAAUUGAAAAUAUUUAAAGUAAUUAAUUUGUUAUAUUGAAAUUUAAGUACCGUUAGCACGAAAAAUUGUAUUUAUUUCGCCACCACUUAGUUUUAACUAGCAAAAAUCACUAUUGUAUAGUUACAAAAACAAAAAAUAUAAAAUUAUAAUUUUGUUUUAACAAAGCAACACGCCUAUUUUCUAAAAGUUUUGGCAAAAAAGAAAAUUGAUUAAUUUUUGAAACGAGCUUGCUUGCUAAGCGUCAAAACUUUUCGAAGCAAAUCAGCAGGUGGUGAAUAAAUAAAGUGCACGAAAGCAAAAGUGUCAUACAUACACACAUACAUACAUACAUACUUGUAUAUUGCAGUUUAGCGUAAGCAAAAACAAUAGCAACAAAGCGUAUACAAAUAUGUAUGUAAAUGCAAAAAGUAAUAAAAGUAGUGCAAAAAAUUCGUGUUUGUUUGCAAGUGAAUGCCGAACAAUUUAAUUUUGUGUUUGGAAAAUAUAAAAACACACUUGAUUUGUAACGAAAUUGCGAAAAUGUGAAUUGUAUGUAUGUAGCAGUUUGCAAUUGCUGCACUAAACUAACGCAAACAUGUGUUUGUAUGGAAUUCUAAGCAACAAAAAUUUAGCACAUGGCUGUAGGGAAUAACAACAAAAAA
Molecule: messenger RNA, 12742 nt
Organism: Bactrocera oleae (olive fruit fly)
Lineage: Eukaryota; Metazoa; Arthropoda; Insecta; Diptera; Tephritidae
Gene: Pdk1
Product: Phosphoinositide-dependent kinase 1
Biological process (GO): peptidyl-serine phosphorylation; intracellular signal transduction
Molecular function (GO): ATP binding; protein serine/threonine kinase activity
Source: RefSeq, a predicted model, not a curated record